CGCACGGCCCUCCCGCGGGCGGGGGAAGAGUGGAGCGGUCGGAGCCGCCCCGCCCCGCCGGCUAGGUUGCGCGUGCUCCGUGCGACCGCCAAGAUGGUGGUGGGCGCGUUCCCGAUGGCGAAGCUGCUCUACUUGGGCAUCCGGCAGGUCAGUAAGCCGCUUGCCAACCGAAUUAAGGCGGCCGCUCGCCGCAGCGAGUUCUUCAAGACCUACAUCUGCCUUCCGCCGGCUCAGCUGUACCACUGGGUGGAGAUGCGGACCAAGAUGCGCAUCAUGGGCUUCCGCGGCACGGCCAUCAAACCGCUGAACGAGGAGGCGGCGGCCGAGCUGGGCGCCGAGCUGCUGGGCGAGGCCACCAUCUUCGUGGUGGGCGGCGGCUGCCUGGUGCUGGAGUACUGGCGCCAGCAGACGCAGCAGCACCGCAAGGAGGAGGAGCGGCUGGCGGCCUGGGAGGCGCUGCGGGUGGAGGUGGGCCGCCUGGGGCUGGCGCUGGAGACGCUGCAGGCGCAGGCGCGGGAGGCGGCGCCGCGGGCCGCGCUGGACGAGCUGCGGGCCGAGCUACGGGAGGUGCAAGCCCACCUCGGCCACGCCCACCAAGACCGCGCCCUCCCCGCCGCCCCACCCCACACCGGGACGGAGAAGUAGGAGCCAGACUUGGGUGUGGCCGGUGAGCCCCAGGGCCACUCUCUUCCUCCACAUCCCUGGCUGCGGAUCCCAUCAGAAUCCACUGGAUGAGGAUGCACCUGAGCCUUCGAACAUCCCACGAUCCCUACGGACCGGGACUGCCUCCCCUGGGACCAUCGCCGCCGGUGGAGUCAUCCUGCGCUCAUGCCCUUGAGCUGAGGCCCACAGUGUUCAUCCCCCCCCCCCCCCAGUUCA
Messenger RNA from Dipodomys spectabilis (banner-tailed kangaroo rat), 879 nucleotides. RefSeq names its product optic atrophy 3 protein-like. The coding region runs from base 94 to 645 and encodes 183 amino acids. The transcript has 2 exons. Gene Ontology annotation, biological process: regulation of lipid metabolic process. Gene Ontology annotation, cellular component: mitochondrion. NCBI's taxonomy places the organism in Eukaryota, Metazoa, Chordata, Mammalia, Rodentia, Heteromyidae. The record is from RefSeq and is a predicted model, not a curated record.